Molecule: messenger RNA, 3685 nt
Organism: Hippocampus comes (tiger tail seahorse)
Lineage: Eukaryota; Metazoa; Chordata; Actinopteri; Syngnathiformes; Syngnathidae
Gene: smarcc1a
Product: SWI/SNF related BAF chromatin remodeling complex subunit C1a
Exons: 28
Coding region: 78-3440 (1120 amino acids)
Biological process (GO): cell projection morphogenesis
Cellular component (GO): synapse
Molecular function (GO): protein binding
Source: RefSeq, a predicted model, not a curated record
CGCAGUAACGGCGGAGCGGUUGCUCGGAUCAGGGCGGCGGAGGAGAAAGACAAACGCAGCGAACAAAAACACACACAAUGGCGACGGCGGCGACCACGGCUAGCGGGCCGACCACCGGCCCCGUCGGCGGCGGCGGAACCGCGGUGGGGCGCAAGAAAGACGGCGGCCCGUCCGCCAAAUUCUGGGAGUGUUCCGAGACCAUAUCCCAACUGGAGACGGUGCGUCUGUGGAUCGGCAAGCACUACAAGAAGUACGUCCAGAAUGACUCGCCCUCCAGCAAGUCUCUGGCUGGCCUGGUGGUGCAGCUGCUUCAGUUUCAGGAGGAUUCGUUUGGACGCAAAGUCAACAAUCCCGCUCUCACCAAGCUGCCGGCCAAGUGCUUCCUGGACAUGAAAGCGGGAGGUGCUCUCUGCCACAUCCUGGGCUCCGUCUACAAGUUCAAGAGCGAGCAGGGAUGGCGACGCUUUGACCUUCAGAACCCUUCCCGUAUGGACAGGAAUGUGGAGAUGUUCUUGAAUGUUGAGAAAAACUUGGUGCAGAACAACUGCCUGACCCGACCCACCGUCUACUUAUCUCCUGAUAUGGAAGCCAAGCAAGCCAGUAAGCUCAAAGAUGCCAUUAAGAGGCACCAGGGUUCCAUAACUGAGGACAAGUCUAAGGCUACACACCUAAUUUUCCCAUCUCCGUCGCAGCAAGAUGAAGAAGAAUGGCUGCGUCCCGUCAUGAGGAAAGAUAAGCAGGUUCUGGUCCACUGGGGACUCUAUCCAGACAGCUACGACACCUGGAUGGCAGCCGGCGAAGUGGACGGCGACGUGGAGGAGCCACCUAGUGCCGACCGACCGUGGAAGGUCCAUGCCAGGUGGGUCCUGGACAUGGACGCAUUCAACGAGUGGAUGAAUGAGGAAGACUACGAGGUGGACGACAACAAGAAGCCCGUCACCUUCCGCCAGAAGAUCUUCCUGAAGGAGGAGGAGUCGUCUUCCCGUACGCCCGAUCGCAAGGAGCGCAAGGCCAAUUCGGCCAGCAAGAAGAGGAGGCGCUCGCCCUCGCCGCCCAGCACCCCCGCCGAGUCCCGGAAGAAAGGUGGAAAGAAGAGCCAGGGACAUUACUGGAAGCGUCGAGGACACCGCGGCGAAGAGGAUGACACGGAGGAUGACGUCACCAAGGACCUGGACGACUCGUCUACUGGUGCGAGCAUCGAGGAGGGAAGCAUUUCUAAGAAUGCCCAUUCAAAGAAAGAUGCCGAGAGCACGCCUCUUAAAGGGGACAACGGUGCAGACAUUGAUGACAUGGAGGAUGACUCUGUGCUGUCCGGCGGGAAGGACGACGAGGACCAGAACAAAGCAGACAUGAGCCGCCUGAUGGAUGCCGGUGAGGACAACGUGACGGAGCAGACGCAUCACAUCAUCAUCCCCAGCUACAGUGCCUGGUUCGACUACAACUGCAUCCACGAGAUAGAGAGGAGAGCCCUGCCAGAGUUCUUCAAUGGGAAGAACAAGUCCAAAACUCCAGAAAUAUACCUGGCUUACCGCAACUUCAUGAUCGACACUUACCGCCUCAACCCCCAAGAGUACCUCACCUCCACCUCUUGCCGCAGGAACCUGACGGGCGACGUGUGUGCCAUUAUGAGGGCUCAUGCUUUCUUGGAGCAGUGGGGCUUGGUGAACUACCAGGUGGACUCAGACAGUAGACCUUUGCCCAUGGGACCCCCACCCACCCCCCACUUCACCGUCCUGGCCGACACACCCUCUGGCCUCAUGCCCCUUAACCACAGACCUCCACCGAUUCCACCGCCGCAGCAGAUGGCCAACUUCUCUGACAAGAUGAAAGAUAAAGCCAUUGACCUCCAGAACUUUGGCCUCCGCACCGACCAGUACAAGAGGAACUCAAAGGGUAAAUCAGUGGCGUCCUCUCGGGAGUGGACCGAGCAGGAAACUUUGCUCCUGCUAGAGGCUCUGGAGAUGUACAAAGAUGACUGGAACAAAGUGUCGGAGCAUGUGGGUUCACGCACACAAGAUGAGUGCAUCUUGCACUUCCUGCGCCUACCCAUCGAGGACCCCUACUUAGAGAGUUCGGAGUCGUCGCUGGGCCCGCUGGCCUAUCAGCCCAUUCCCUUCAGCCAGUCCGGAAACCCCGUCAUGAGCACCGUCGCCUUCCUGGCCUCCGUGGUGGACCCGAGGGUGGCAUCCGCUGCCGCCAGGGCCGCGCUCGAGGAGUUUUCCCGCGUGCGUGAGGAAGUUCCUGCCGAGCUGGUGGAGGCUCAUGUGAAGAAGGUGCAAGAGGCGGCCAGGAACACUGGCAAGGUGGACCCCGCCUUCGGACUGGAGAGCAGUGGCAUUGCUGGCACCGCCCCCGAGGAGCCAGAGAAAACAGAGGCCACAGAUGGUGACAAGACUGAGACGGACACAGACUCCCAGCAGGGGGAUAAGGCUGAGUCCAAGGACGAGACGGAGAAGACCAGCGAAUCCACCGAGAGAAACGAGAAGAUGGAGGCUCCUGAGAAGGUGAAGAAGGAGUCCGGGGAGGUGUCCGAGAGAGAGGACGAGAGCGAAGAUGGGCAUGAAGCCAAGUCCACGCCUGCUGACAAAGAUGAAGAGGAGUCCAUGGAGACGUCCUCCUCUGAACAGGAGGAGAAGGACAAGGACGAUAAAGUCAGCACAGAGGAAGGGGAGGAGAAGAGGAAAAAGCCGGAACAUGACAUGGGCGAAGGAAACAUCGCCACAGCGGCGGCCGCCGCCCUCGCCUCUGCUGCCACCAAGGCCAAGCAUCUGGCGGCGGUGGAGGAGAGGAAGAUCAAGUCACUGGUGGCUCUGCUGGUGGAGACUCAGAUGAAGAAGUUGGAGAUCAAGCUGAGGCACUUUGAGGAGCUCGAAACGAUCAUGGACCGCGAAAAGGAGGCUUUGGAGCUACAGCGUCAGCAGCUGUUGACUGAGCGUCAGGCGUUCCACAUGGAGCAGCUCAAGUACGCCGAGAUGAAGGCUCGCCAGCAGAUGGAGCAGCAGGCAGCAGCGGUAGCCGCCGCCCAGGCUCAGGGCCAGGGCCACGCCCCCGGACCCGGCCCCCACCCGGGACCACCGGGCAUGCAUCCCGGCGGCCCGCCCCCCCACCACGGAGCCCCACCGCCUCACCACGGAGGACCCCUGCCAGGUGCCGCCAUGCACCCCGGGUACCCACCGAUGGGCCACCACCCCAUGGCGCCCCACCACCCAGGUCAAACAGCAGCUCCUAUGGGCCCGGGUCAGCCCCUGCCUGGACGCAUGAUGGCCGGACCCCCCGCCGCCGGACCCCCACCUGGUGGGAUUCCUCCCAUGAUGCCCCCGCGCCACCCAGGAGCUCCCAAUGGCAUGUACCCAGGACCAGCGCCUGCACAACCUGAUGUUGUGCCCCCACUCCCUGUUGGCCCUCCAGCACCCUCUGGUGGCCGUGCAGCAGACAACUAAAACCCCGCCCCCUACACACAUGAUCCACACACACUUGCAGCCUCUUUUACUGGCCUUUGCUACUCAUCAAUACCACCACUUGACAAACAUCUUGGAAUACACACACACACACACACAUGCUCAGGGCUCUGUUCAGUGGCGAGGGCAACACAUACACUCACGUUAUAUACACUGUUUUUGCUGAGUUGGGCCUGAUGGAGGCUGUAGACAAACACUGUACAAAGUAACCACCUCCAACCUGGCGA